Molecule: messenger RNA, 3195 nt
Organism: Galeopterus variegatus (Sunda flying lemur)
Lineage: Eukaryota; Metazoa; Chordata; Mammalia; Dermoptera; Cynocephalidae
Gene: TUBGCP5
Product: tubulin, gamma complex associated protein 5
Exons: 22
Biological process (GO): mitotic cell cycle; cytoplasmic microtubule organization; meiotic cell cycle
Cellular component (GO): spindle pole; centrosome; gamma-tubulin complex
Molecular function (GO): microtubule minus-end binding; gamma-tubulin binding
Source: RefSeq, a predicted model, not a curated record
AUUUCAUCGUUUCUUGGAUGUCAACAGCCACAAAAUAGAAAAGACAAUAGAAGGAAUUUAUGAAAAAUUCAUCAUUCAUUCUGAUCUCAACAAAGCUCUUAGUUGGAAGAGAUUAACUGAGGAGUUUCUGAAUGCAUCACUUCCCAGCAUAAAGAAAGUAAAGACAGAUGCACAUUAUUCCAUACUGUCACUUCUUCUGUGUCUGUCUGAUUCUCCUUCAAACAACAAUUAUGUGGAAACACCAAGAGAGAAAGAAGUGGAGAAGGAUGAUUUUGACUGGGGAAAAUACUUGCUGGAAGGGGAAGAAAUUGACCUUGGUCCAAACAUGGAUACACCAAGUUGGUCUGAAGAAAGUGAAGACGAAGAUGAUCAACAGUCCUUAAGUAGAGAAGACUCUGGGAUUCAGGUGGACAGGACACCAUUAGAAGAACAAGAUCAAAACAGGAAUCUGGGGCCACGUGUCAGCUGGAAAGAUGAGCCAGAUGGCCGAAGCUGGCUGGAGCAGCACGUGGUCCGCCCUUACUGGACUGCCGAGCCCUCGCGGCUCCCUCACAGUCUACACUUGCACUCCAGUUUAGCUGCUGUCUGGGAUCAACAUUUGUACAGCAGUGAUCCACUAUAUGUUCCAGAUGACAGAGUGUUUGUUACUGAGACACAGGUUAUUCGGGAAACCCUAUGGUUACUUUCAGGGGUAAAAAAGCUCUUUAUAUUUCAGUUGAUAGAUGGGAAGGUAACUGUGAGAAACAAUAUUAUAGUAACUCACUUGACACAUAGCUGUUUACGGUCUGUGCUGGAACAAAUAGCAGCAUACGGCCAGGUUGUUUUUCGACUGCAGGAGUUCAUUGAUGAAGUCAUGGGACACAGCUCCGAAAGCAUGUUACCUGGAAAUGGUUUCGUUCCUAAGAAGUCGACUGAAGCUCCCUUUAGAACCUACCAGGCUUUCAUGUGGGCCCUGUACAAAUAUUUCAUUAGUUUCAAAGAAGAACUUACAGAGAUUGAGAAGUGCAUCAUCAGUAAUGAUACUACAAUAACUCUUGCAGUAGUGGUGGACAAGUUGUCACCUCGAUUGGCUCAGCUCAAGGUUCUGCACAGAGUGUUUAGUACUGGAGUAGCAGAAGUUCCACCUGACACUCGAAAUGUCGUCCGGGCAUCUCAUCUGCUCAACACCCUGUACAAGGCCAUUCUUGAAUAUGACAAUGUGGGCGAAGCCUCUGAGCAAACCGUCUCCCUUCUGUUCUCUCUCUGGGUGGAAACAGUGCGGCCCUAUCUGCAGACAGUGGAUGAGUGGAUUGUGCAUGGGCACCUGUGGGAUGGUGCCAGGGAGUUCAUCAUCCAGAGAAGACAUGCAGAAAGAAAAAGCUUGUACACCCUCUUUCUGGAAUCUGUACAGUCACGUCUUCAACACAAAGAAGAUUUCACUCCACUGGUCCUUACUGAGCAACAGGCAACCAAAGAGAACUUAGUUAAGAUGCAGUCCAUUGCUGAAAGACACCUUGAACUGGAUGAUGUUCAUGAUCCACUGCUGGCCAUCAACUUUGCAAGGUUGUAUUUGGAGCAGAGUGACUUUCACGAGAAGUUUGCUGGUGGUGAUGUAUGUGUGGAUAGAUCAUCAGAAUCUGUGACGUGCCAGACUUUUGAAUUAACACUGAGAUCUUGCCUCUAUCCUCAUAUUGAUAAACAGUAUCUAGAUUGCUGUGGAAAUCUCAUGAAAACUCUAAAAAAGGAUUACAGGUUGGUAGAGUACUUACAGGCCAUGAGGAAUUUUUUCUUAAUGGAAGGUGGAGAUACGAUGUAUGACUUCUACACGUCAAUUUUUGAUAAAAUAAGAGAAAAGGAAACCUGGCAGAAUGUGUCGUUUCUUAAUGUCCAACUCCAAGAAGCAGUAGGACAGCGUUAUCCUGAAGAUAGUUCACGUCUGUCUAUAUCUUUUGAAAAUGUUGACACGGCUAAGAAGAAACUACCUGUUCAUAUCUUAGAUGGUCUGACCCUAAGCUAUAAGGUCCCAUGGCCUGUGGACAUUGUUAUAAGUUUGGAAUGUCAAAAAAUUUAUAAUCAAGUGUUCCUUCUCUUACUGCAAAUAAAGUGGGCAAAAUAUAGCUUGGAUGUUUUACUAUUUGGUGAACUGGCUAGUGCUGCUGAAAGACUGCAACUGAAAGAAGGCCUCCCACACGAACAAGACGCAGUUGCUCAGUAUGGGCCACAGAAGGAACCAGUGAGACAGUGGAUCCACCGUAUGUUCCUCUUAAGAGUGAAGCUCAUGCAUUUUGUGAACAGCUUACACAACUACAUCAUGACCAGGAUUCUUCACAGUACAGGGCUGGAGUUUCAACAUCAAGUCGAGGAAGCCAAGGAUUUAGAUCAGUUGAUUAAAAUUCACUACAGGUAUUUGUCUACCAUUCAUGAUCGAUGUCUGCUGAGAGAAAAGGUCAGCUUUGUGAAAGAAGCCAUCAUGAAGGUAUUGAACUUGGCUCUCAUGUUUGCAGACGGUUGGCAAGCAGGCCUCGGGGCUUGGCAAAUGGAAUCAAUAGAGAAAAUGGAGUCUGAUUUUAAAAACUGCCAUAUGUUUCUCGUAACCAUCUUAAACAAAGCUGUCUGUAGAGGAUCCUUUCCCCAUUUGGAAUCUCUAGCACUGUCUCUCAUGGCUGGCAUGGAACAAAGUUAAAUAUCUUCAGAGCAAUAAAUACCUCAGACUUCAUCUUCAUCCAUGUUCAUUUCCACCAUAUGCGGCUGAGACGUUGGAAUCUGUUUACUUUGGUUCAUUUUAAAAACUGUUGUCCACAGUCUAGACAAAUAGAUUAUAGGGUUUUUUUCUCUGGAAUUAUUGGGUAGAGUAUAGGAUUAUGUAUAUAAAAUUGUGUAAAUAAUAUAAAAUGUGUAUAGGCUGCUUCCUGUCAUAUUUCCCACUGGAAGCUAUAGAUUUAUGGUAUUGAUACCUUAAAAUAUAAAUUAUGUCAUCUUUUGAGAAUGUAAUUAUUGACAUUAAAAAUAAAUUAAAGCACUUAAAAUUCUUUUAUUCUCCUUUUGCAGCAGCACCUUGGUCAUAGAAGUUUUUUAUACAGAGUUUACAUGCCAUCUUCCCUAAAAGUUGUUUUAGAUUUGGAUGUCCUACAAAUGUUUAUAUUUUUAUGUGCCUGGGAAGUUUCGUAAUGGAAAAUAGCUUCAACUAAUAUCAAUAAAUGUGAAAAGCCAACAUCA